GCAUUCGGAGGCGUCCUGCUCCAGCCUCGCUGAGCCGAUGGCGUCUCCCGGCUCCGGCUUUUGGUCCUUCGCAUCUGAAGAUGGUUCCGGGGAUCCCGAGAACCCUGGCACAGCGAGGGCCUGGUGUCAGGUGGCGCAGAAGUUCACGGGCGGCAUCGGAAACAAGCUGUGCGCCCUGCUCUACGGGGACGCCGAGAAGCCGGCGGAGAGCGGGGGGAUCCAGCCCCCGAGGGCCACCUCCCGCAAGGCCGCCUGCGCCUGCAACCGGAAGCCCUGCAGCUGCCCCACAGCGGGGGUCAACUACGCGUUGCUACACGCAACAGACCUGCUACCAGCGUGUGAUGGAGAAAGACCCACUUUGGCAUUUCUGCAAGAUGUUAUGGACAUUUUGCUUCAGUAUGUGGUGAAAAGUUUCGAUAGAUCGACCAAAGUGAUUGACUUCCAUUACCCCAAUGAGCUUCUUCAAGAAUAUAACUGGGGAUUGGCAGACCAACCACAAAAUCUGGAGGAAAUUUUGAUGCAUUGCCAAACAACUCUAAAAUAUGCAGUUAAAACAGGGCAUCCCAGAUAUUUCAAUCAACUUUCUACAGGACUGGAUGUGGUUGGAUUAGCAGCAGACUGGCUGACAUCAACAGCAAACACUAACAUGUUCACCUAUGAAAUUGCUCCAGUAUUUGUGCUUUUGGAAUAUGUCACGCUAAAGAAAAUGAGAGAAAUCAUUGGCUGGCCUGGGGGCUCUGGCGAUGGGAUAUUUUCUCCUGGUGGCGCUAUAUCCAACAUGUACGCUAUGCUGCUGGCGCGCUUUAAGAUGUUCCCUGAAGUCAAGGAGAGAGGGAUGGCUGCGGUCCCCAGGCUCAUUGCCUUCACAUCUGAGCAUAGCCAUUUUUCUCUCAAGAAGGGAGCUGCAGCCUUGGGCAUUGGAACAGACAGUGUGAUUCUGAUUAAAUGUGAUGAAAGGGGGAAAAUGAUCCCAUCUGAUCUUGAAAGAAGGAUCCUUGAAGCCAAACAAAAAGGAUUUGUCCCUUUCCUUGUGAGUGCCACGGCUGGGACCACCGUAUAUGGAGCAUUCGACCCCCUGUUAGCUGUUGCUGACAUUUGCCAAAAGUAUAAGAUCUGGAUGCACGUGGAUGCGGCUUGGGGUGGCGGAUUACUGAUGUCCCGGAAACACAAGUGGAAACUGAGCGGCGUGGAGAGGGCCAACUCUGUGACCUGGAAUCCCCAUAAGAUGAUGGGCGUCCCUUUGCAGUGCUCUGCUCUCCUGGUUAGAGAAGAGGGAUUGAUGCAGAGUUGCAACCAGAUGCAUGCCUCCUACCUCUUUCAGCAAGAUAAACACUAUGACCUGUCCUAUGACACUGGAGAUAAGGCCUUACAGUGCGGACGUCACGUUGAUGUUUUUAAACUCUGGCUAAUGUGGAGAGCAAAGGGGACCACCGGGUUUGAAGCACAUAUUGAUAAGUGUUUGGAGCUGGCGGAGUAUUUAUACAAUAUCAUCAAAAACCGAGAAGGUUAUGAAAUGGUGUUUGAUGGAAAGCCUCAGCACACAAACGUCUGCUUCUGGUAUGUACCUCCGAGUUUGCGUGUUCUGGACAACAGUGAAGAGAGAAUGAGCCGCCUCUCUAAGGUGGCUCCAGUGAUUAAAGCCAGAAUGAUGGAGUAUGGGACCACGAUGGUGAGCUACCAGCCCCUAGGAGACAAGGUCAAUUUCUUCCGCAUGGUCAUCUCAAACCCUGCAGCAACUCACCAAGACAUUGACUUCCUGAUUGAAGAAAUAGAACGCCUUGGACAAGAUUUAUAAUAACCUAGCUCACUAAGCUGUUUCAAUUCUCUAGGUAGACAAUUAAGUUGUCACACACUGUGUAAAUGUAUUUGCAGUUUGUUCCAAAGUAAAUCUGUUUCUGUAUUGUGGUGUCAAAGUAGAGUACAGUUUAAAAAUCAAAAACAAACAAACAUUGCUCCUUUUAAAAAUCCUUUCUUAAGUUUAGAAUACCUCUCUAAUAAUUAGUGACAAAAGGCUGUGUUCUCAUCAAUAAGGAAAAGCUUAAAAUUGUUACAAAUACUUCCCUUACUUUUAAUAUAGUAUGCAAAUCAAACUUUAUUUUCACUUCAGAGUAGUAGGGUUCAAUAGUGCCAAAUUGCCCCUGAAUCAUAAAAGGUUCUCUGGGGUUCAGUGAAAAGGAUAAAGUAAAUAUAAAAUGUAUGCUGACAAUAAAAAAAACUCUUACCUUUUU
Molecule: messenger RNA, 2228 nt
Organism: Physeter macrocephalus (sperm whale)
Lineage: Eukaryota; Metazoa; Chordata; Mammalia; Artiodactyla; Physeteridae
Gene: GAD2
Product: glutamate decarboxylase 2
Exons: 16
Coding region: 38-1795 (585 amino acids)
Biological process (GO): GABA shunt; GABA biosynthetic process
Cellular component (GO): cytoplasm
Molecular function (GO): glutamate decarboxylase activity; pyridoxal phosphate binding
Source: RefSeq, a predicted model, not a curated record